UGCAUGCACACAUGUGAUUUCCGUGUACACCGCGACUGAAGCGUUCAAGUGACCCGCGGACCCACCAUUCACUUCGUACCGCAGCAACUGUUUAGAUUUGAGAUUUUAUUACCGACCAAAACUACUCAACUCUAUAUUUUUAAUACAAUCACUGGCAAACAAUUCCAUCAUGGAUGCUGGUGCAACUCUCCUUUCCAGGAGCUAUGCUCCAACGAUCCCUGUCUAUCCAACACAGACCACAGUAGGAACCAAGACAGACCAGGCCCUGUCUCAAGAUCUUGCCAAGAUGAGUGGCCUAGGUGAAACCGGGGUCUAUGGUGUUCCCACUGGGGCACCGGCCGCACAGGGUUUCCGCUCCGGCAAGCACACCACUCAGGAAUGGCACGAAUCCAACUACAACAAAUAUUUCCAGAGUUUCACAGACCGCGAUAACGCUGAGAGGCUAUGCCACGAGUCCAAGCAGCUCUCGAACGAGACCCAUGCUCUGACCAUGCGCACACAGGCCGACGUCACAAAGAAGCUCGGGGACAGGAUGAACGACAUCAACUUCUGGAAGUUUGAGCUCAACCGUGAGAUUGAGGAGAUGAUCGAGGAGACAGACCUGCUCUGUGCACAGAAGAAGCGGUUAGAAAAUGCGCUGGAUGCAACAGAAGUGCCACUGAAGAUAGCUAGGGAUAAUCUGACCUGCAGGUCAAGGAGGCAAGAUAUUGAUCUCGUUGGAGACAGGGUAGAGAUGGCUCUUAAUAAGGAGGUAGAUAUCAUCACAAAAGUUCAAGAUCUACUCAAGAGAACAUUAGAACAAUCUGAUAGACAAAUCAAGCUCAACCGUGGUUCAAAGCACAAAUUGACCAUGGACUGGUCAGAUAAACUCUCUGCCUUCAAGAUUGAUGAGAAAUGUACUGGACUUAACAACAAUUCAACCGAGAUCCAGUACAAGGAAGGAUCAGCCAAAUUUGAGGCAGUUCAAACUAACCCACAAUCCUGGGCAGAGUUUUCGCAUGACAACGUUGUCCGUGCCGAGCACGAGCGUCUUGCUUCCCAGCAGCUCCGCAACCUGAUAGACCAGAUCCUCACAGAUACCUCCAACGACAUGAGGGAACAGUGCAACACCGUCAACACAGAGUUUGCUCGCCGCAUCGAAGAGAUGAAUGAUGCCAAGACAAAGAUGGAAAACCACUUGCUGAAGACCGUUGAAGAUAUCGCUGGCAUGGAGAAGAACAUCAAGGAUCUGACCCAGGCCGUCAAGGACAAAGAGGCCCCAAUGAAGGUGGCCCAGACCAGGUUGGACCACAGAACACACAGGCCCAAUGUGGAACUCUGCAGGGACCCAGCCCAGUACAGGAUGGUCCAAGAGGUCGGUGAGAUCCAGGACUCCAUCGACAAGCUCCAGCAGAAGCUGGCUGAGUCCAAGGCCUCGCUCAAGGACCUGAUGGACACCCGCAUGGCCCUGGAGAAGGAGAUUGCACUCAAGAAGAACAGCAUCUUUGUCGACCGCGACAAGUGCCUCAAGUUCCGCACCCGUUACCCAUCCACCUCCAAGCUCGUUGGCUAUCAGUAAACUGUUCUCUCAUGUGCUCGGUUUGUCAGAAAUAGUAAAAUAAUGACUACAAAAGUGAGCAUUUUCAGUGCCUCAAGUUCCGCACCUGUUACCCAUCCACCUCCAAGCUUUUUUGCUAUCAGUAAACUGUUUUCAGUUGUGCUCAGUUUGUCCGAAAUUGUUAAUACCACGACUACAAAAAUGAGCAUUUUCAGUAUAUCCUCAUCAGUCCAUGAAGGCAACGAAGAUGUGUUUUCAUAACUUAUGGCAACAAGAAUCAAUGUCAAUUGACUAUCUGAUAUGUUAUGUUUAUUGGAAUUUAGUUCAAAGGCAAAUAGUGAAAUAUUAACCUGUAUUGAAAACAAAAUACAGCAUUUAUUUUUAAAGAUAUACCUGAACCUUUUGCUCAUUUUUGUAGUUGUUGAAAAACAGCAAGCCCUAAGUUUUAUUUAUUUAUCUAAUAUCUGAAACAGUAUUGGCCAUUCAAGCAACAGCUGGAUUGAAGGAGUGAUAAACAAAGCUACAUGAAAGUACCAUGUCAGUUGACCCCUUGAUAAAAUGAGGACUGCUAGGUAUUUGGACUUGGUUAGAAUGUAGUAAUAUGCUGG
This is a messenger RNA of Strongylocentrotus purpuratus (purple sea urchin), 2145 nucleotides long. It is a transcript of the gene tekt4, whose product is annotated as tektin-4-like. The coding region runs from base 170 to 1558 and encodes 462 amino acids. Lineage: Eukaryota; Metazoa; Echinodermata; Echinoidea; Camarodonta; Strongylocentrotidae. The record is from RefSeq and is marked validated. Gene Ontology annotation, cellular component: microtubule cytoskeleton; sperm flagellum; nucleus. Gene Ontology annotation, biological process: cilium movement involved in cell motility; cilium assembly. The transcript has 7 exons.